Messenger RNA from Racocetra fulgida, 417 nucleotides. Lineage: Eukaryota; Fungi; Glomeromycota; Glomeromycetes; Diversisporales; Gigasporaceae. The record is from the annotation of a GenBank genome assembly.
AUGCCACGUUCUAAUAAAAGAAAACAGCAAAUAAGUGCAUUGUCCAGAAAACAAGGUCGUUAUACACCGCAAGGAAUGGUGCAAGAAGUAGAAAUGAUGGACGAUGAAAUAUCACUAAUGGAAGUAAUGAAAGAUGAAGUAAUACGGGAAACUCCUAUAAUGCAAAAAGAGACUGCUGAAUUAAAGCCUGAUACAUCAUUAAGUAUGAAAGAAUCACCUAAUUCGUCACACCUGUUUCCAGCUGUUGAUAUUAUAAAACGACUACAAUUAUCACAACCACCUUCAGCAACAUUGUUAGCCAACGCUUUAUCAUUAGUAUUACGAUCAUCAUCAUCAAGAUCGUCUAUUGAAAUUACGGAACCAAAAUCCUCUCAAACGGCUACACAUAAUUCACUAUCUAUUAAUAAAAAAAAUUAG